Molecule: messenger RNA, 369 nt
Organism: Rhineura floridana
Lineage: Eukaryota; Metazoa; Chordata; Lepidosauria; Squamata; Rhineuridae
Gene: CIB4
Product: calcium and integrin binding family member 4
Exons: 5
Coding region: 1-369 (122 amino acids)
Molecular function (GO): calcium ion binding
Source: RefSeq, a predicted model, not a curated record
AUGUACGUCAAUCCAUUCAGGGACAGGAUCUGCAAGGUUUUCUCCACAGACGGCUACUUUACAUUUGAGGACAUCCUCGGGUUGGCGUCCGUCUUCAGCAACUCGGCAUGUCCCAGCCUCAAGAUUGAAUAUGCUUUUCGGAUAUACGAUUUCAACGAUGAUGGCUUUAUCGAUGAGGAAGACCUCCAAAAUGUCAUCCGCAGAUUGGUCGACAGAAAUAACCUCAGCGAGGAAGAGAUUGGAGCCCUGGCCAACCACGUUCUGGAUGAGGCAGACCUGGAUAAGGACAGAAUGCUCUCCCUAGCAGAGUUUGAGCAUGCCAUGACCAAGUCUCCAGACUUCCUACACUCCUUUAGGAUCUACUUCUGA